AUGUCAAAAUCAGACCGUCCGUUCGUAGGACUUUCUUCAUUAACCCUGUCAGACUUCGAAAGUGAUAAAGAUUUCAAACCAAAUCUUGACAUUAUUAAACAAAAGAUAUCUCAAAUUUUAAAUAAACCAUGCGUAAAGGUUGAAUUGAUUGAACAUAAUUCCGGAUAUCGAAUACCGUUCUUGAUAGAAUUGGAAGACGGAGGAGAAUACAUCUUAUAUGUGACUAACCCAACACUUUCAAUCAUUGAUAAAUAUCCAAAAGGUUUAUUAAAUGAUAUGAUUCGGAGUGAAAUCGAUACCAUAAAUUACCUUGAUAAGUAUACAAACAUUCCCGUACCAAGGGUUUAUCAUUGGAAUAUUGAAAAGGAGAAUGAAUUAGGAGCUCCUUUCAUGAUCGUUAAAAAAUUAUUCGGAAAAAACCUCGAUCAAGAAUGGCUUACUUUGACAUUUGAACAGAAAUGUGAGUUCAUAAAUCAAUACAUUGACAUUUUAAGUUCCCUUAAUGACGUCAAACAAGAUCGGAUUGGGAGUUUGUAUUUAAGUGAGGAAAACUAUAAAAUCGAAAAGUUGGUCAUCGAUAACUAUGUUAAUCUUGGAAGAUCAUCCCUUAAAGGCGAGGUCAAUCGUGGUCCAUUUCAUUCAACAAAAGAUUUGUUAAAUGCCGCGAUUGAGCUAGAAAUAACUUGGUAUAAUAAAUGUGAUUGGGGAGAUGAAUGUAAAGAAUUGUGGGUUCCGAUACAAAAAAAAAUGUUGGAAAUCUUUAACACUUAUUGGAAGGAUGAUCCUAAUUAUGAUUUUAAUUCCUUCGUAUUAUGUCCACCUUUAUUAGAGGACCCGAGAAAAAUUCUUAUUGAUAAAGUUGAUGGGAAAGUUCGGAUCACGGGAUUCCUUGAAUGGAAACAUACGGGAUUUCUACCCAAAGAUUACCUCUUGAAUAAAUAUCCUCACAUCAUCAUAAAUCGUCAAGAAUAUAAUUAUUCAGAAGAGAAAAUGAGAGAAAAUCUUUUGUUACAAGAACAUUUUGAUAAUCAAAUCAUACAAAGGUACCCUCAAUUUAAAAAGGAUGAGAUCAGAAUUUUAUUCUUUGAUACCAUAAUCGAAAAUUUUGAUAGGAUUUGGUGUACCAUUGAUGCUCUUAGAAGAUUACACGAUUACUUUAAUAUUGAAAUGAAGGAAGAAUGGUUGAAUUCUGAUGAUUAUUUCAAAAGAUGGUUUAAAGAAAAUUAUUCGUUUACUGACAAAGAAUGUAACAGAUUGGUUGAUGGUAGGGCAUGGUAUAAUGGUGGUGUCAAUAAAACCAUUUACGAAUCUGAUUAUACAACAAGCGAUAGUGCAUGUACUCUAAAUGAUGAUGAGCGGCUUUGA
Messenger RNA from Funneliformis geosporum, 1365 nucleotides. The record is from the annotation of a GenBank genome assembly. Lineage: Eukaryota; Fungi; Glomeromycota; Glomeromycetes; Glomerales; Glomeraceae.